UACGGCGCUAGCGGAGGUGGCAGCCGCCAUCUUGUAGAAAUGAGCGGGUCGAACCGUGAGGCGGCUAAGGAAGAACGCAAGAAAGCGGGGGGUGGGGUGAUUAACCGUCUGAAAGCUCGGAGGGUGCAGGGCAGGGAGGGAGGCGGCUCCGAUCACCGAGCAGUGAUUCCGGUCACCGAGCACGAGUUGCUGGGCCUGAAGGAGCUGAGACCGGAGCACGUCCUAGGCCUGAGCAGAGUCACGGAGAAUUACCUGUGUAAACCUGAGGAGAAUAUCUACGGCAUUGACUUCACUCGCUUUAAGAUCCGGGAUCUAGAGACUGGCACCGUGCUCUUUGAGAUCUCCAAGCCUUGCCCAGAACAAGAAGAUGAAGAUGAAGAAUCGGGACAGGUGGAUAGUAGCGCCGGACGUUUUGUACGAUAUCAAUUCACACCAGCAUUCCUUAGACUUCGAAAAGUUGGUGCUACUGUGGAGUUCACCGUAGGGGACAAACCCGUGAAGAGUUUCCGAAUGAUUGAGAGGCAUUAUUUCCGCAAUCGCAUACUGAAAAGCUUUGAUUUUGACUUUGGCUUUUGCAUUCCAAACAGCAGUAACACAUGUGAGCACAUGUAUGAAUUUCCACAACUUUCAGAAGACCUUAUUCGCUUGAUGAUUGAUAACCCAUAUGAGACGAGAUCCGAUAGCUUCUACUUUGUGGAUAACAAGCUGAUCAUGCACAAUAAAGCAGAUUACGCCUACAAUGGUGGCCAGUAAGGAUCGGCUUCCGUUGACUGACCUAACAUUCCUUGACAAGAGCAGAGGAUUUGGGGAUGUGUGCGGUCAAUCCUGUGCUUGAUGCAUCACGGAGCAUCGUCUGUUUGUUUCUCUUCCCCCCCCCCCCCCCCCUUUUUAUAAAGUGCUGUAAUACAAAACUGAAGACUUUGUACAAAAGAUAUUUAUUUAUUUUUGUAAUAUCCUCCUUUUAUUGGCAGUUAAGCAGCUUUCUGAGCUGGGAGGAAAACCAUGAGAGAACAAUCGCUGUUACGUGUUAUAAGAAAUUAUCAGAUAAAAUGUCUAACUUGAUUCUUGGUUUGUGCAAUAUCACAUGCCCCUUACCCCUCUCUUCAGAAGGAAUACCUGUUCAUGAAAUGCACAGAGAAGUUUAGUUUGGGGAGCUUUUGCAAGUGACGUAAGUGUAUAAAAACAGCCCUAUGAUCCAAAUGUGGAUCAUUAAAGUGAUUGUCCAGCUUUCACGAAGUGAUGCCCAUCCUCAGGAUAA
Molecule: messenger RNA, 1258 nt
Organism: Bufo bufo (common toad)
Lineage: Eukaryota; Metazoa; Chordata; Amphibia; Anura; Bufonidae
Gene: UNC119B
Product: unc-119 lipid binding chaperone B
Exons: 5
Coding region: 40-753 (237 amino acids)
Biological process (GO): nervous system development; cilium assembly; lipoprotein transport
Cellular component (GO): cilium
Molecular function (GO): lipid binding
Source: RefSeq, a predicted model, not a curated record